Paramuricea clavata is the source of this 316-nucleotide messenger RNA. The record is from the annotation of a GenBank genome assembly. Lineage: Eukaryota; Metazoa; Cnidaria; Anthozoa; Malacalcyonacea; Plexauridae.
AUGAAUUCGAAGGAACUCUUGCGUGUGGAUAAAGAGAAAGACCUUGGUGUUUGCGUCAGUGCCAACUUCAAUUGGGAUGUUCACAUUCACACAAUCACGGGUAAGGCUAACAAGAUGCUCGGGCUGCAUAAACGAACUUGCCCUCUUUUGAGAGACCAAACAGUACGACGAACGCUGUAUCUCUCGCUUGUUAGAUCUCAGCUAUGUUACGCUAGUGAAGUCUGGUCUCCAGACAUUGCCAAACUCAAGUCUAGAGUCGAAAGCGUCCAAAGAAGAGCCACCGCGUGGAUACUACAAUCCAAGCAUGGCGAAAUGA